Messenger RNA from Talpa occidentalis (Iberian mole), 1566 nucleotides. It is a transcript of the gene RHOA, whose product is annotated as ras homolog family member A. The transcript has 6 exons. The record is from RefSeq and is a predicted model, not a curated record. Gene Ontology annotation, molecular function: GTPase activity; GTP binding. Gene Ontology annotation, biological process: stress fiber assembly; small GTPase-mediated signal transduction; cell migration. Lineage: Eukaryota; Metazoa; Chordata; Mammalia; Eulipotyphla; Talpidae. Gene Ontology annotation, cellular component: cleavage furrow; dendritic spine. Bases 264 to 845 code for a protein of 193 amino acids.
CUCCCCGCCCUCCCGCAGCCGUCCGCCCUCGCUCUCGCUCCCCGCCCGCCGUCGCCGUCCUCCGUCGGUUCCCUCGUUUAGUCCACUGCCGCCUCCUCAGCCACCCGCCCUAGUCUUCGAGCUUGCGACUCGCGGACAGGCGUCCUCGGCGCGGAGAGGCCGGACUCGGAGUCGUCGCCUGAGUGCCUUUCAUCUGAAAAUUCAAGGGAUUCUGUAGAACUUUUGCCAUAUACACCGUGGUUCUUGCAGCACAUUUGUAAGCAAUGGCUGCCAUCCGGAAGAAACUGGUGAUUGUUGGUGAUGGAGCCUGUGGCAAGACUUGCUUGCUCAUCGUCUUUAGCAAGGACCAGUUCCCAGAGGUGUAUGUACCCACAGUGUUUGAGAACUAUGUUGCAGAUAUUGAAGUGGAUGGAAAGCAGGUGGAGUUGGCUUUGUGGGACACAGCUGGGCAGGAAGAUUAUGAUCGCUUGAGGCCCCUCUCCUACCCAGACACUGAUGUUAUACUGAUGUGUUUCUCUAUUGACAGCCCUGAUAGUUUAGAAAACAUCCCAGAAAAAUGGACUCCAGAAGUCAAGCAUUUCUGUCCCAACGUGCCCAUCAUCCUGGUUGGGAACAAGAAGGAUCUUCGGAAUGAUGAGCACACAAGGCGGGAGCUGGCCAAAAUGAAGCAGGAGCCAGUAAAACCUGAAGAAGGCAGAGAUAUGGCAAACAGGAUUGGCGCUUUUGGGUACAUGGAAUGUUCAGCAAAGACCAAAGAUGGAGUGAGAGAGGUUUUUGAAAUGGCCACGAGAGCUGCGCUGCAAGCCAGACGUGGGAAGAAAAAAUCUGGGUGCCUUGUCUUGUGAAACCCUGCUGCAAGCACAGCCCUCAUGCGGUUAAUUUUGAAGUGCUGUUUAUUAAUCUUAGUGUAUGAUUACUGGCCUUUUUUCAUUUAUCUAUAAUUUACCUAAGAUUACAAAUCAAAGUCAUCUUGCUACCAGUAUUUAGAAGCCAAACUAUGAUUAAUGAUGUUCAACCUGCCUGACCUACCAGGGUCCUUCUGACACUUCUCUAACAGCCCUCUGCACUCCCACCUGAUACAACCGGCGCUAAUUCAAGGAAUUUCUUAACUUUUUGCUUCUUUCUAGAAAGAGAAACAAAAGUUAGUAACUUUUGUGAAUUAGGCUGUAACUACUUUAUAACUAACAUGUCCUGCCUAUCAUCUGUCAGCUGCAAGGUAUGGUGAGUCACCACUUCAGGGCUUUAUUCCGUAACAGAUUUCAUUAGCAUAGCUCUGGGGUUGGUAUUCAGUUUUUUCAAAUGUGCUGGACCAGAAAGACCCAAGUCCAUGCAGCUGUGGCAAAGUUACAGUUCUGUGGUUUCAUGUUAGUUACCUUAUAGUUACUGUGUAAUUAGUGCCACUUAAUGUAUGUUACCAAAAAUAAAUAUAUCUACUCCAGAUUAGAUGUAGUAUUUUUUGUAUAAUUGGAUUUGCUAAUACCAAUGUUUGUCAUCUUCACAGAAAGUGUAUUGGUUUUUUUAAAAAAAAAAAAAGUGUAUUUGAAAAUAAAGUCAGAUGAAAAAUUC